AUGGGUCUGGAUGAUCAGGAUGAUCAGGUGCGAAUUCCCGCCGUGUACAUGCGCGGCGGCUCGAGUAAGGCCAUCUUCCUCCACGAGCGUGAUAUUCCCCCUCCAGGUCCAGCUCGAGACCUGGUUUUGAAGCGUCUGAUGGGAACGCCGGACCCCAUACAGGUGGAUGGCAUGGGCGGAGCGAAGGCCGUGACGUCCAAGAUCGCCAUCCUCUCACCGUCUACGAGAGAGGGCGUGGAUGUUGACUACACCUUUGCCCAGGUGGGAGUUCGCGACGACGCGAUCGACUACAAGCUCAACUGCGGCAAUAUAUCUGCCGCCGUAGGUCCAUAUGCCAUCGAUGAAGGUUUCGUCUUGUCGUUCCGGGCCGGCAAAUCCUGGUCCGGGGACCUCCACACGCAGGAAGUCCGCAUUUUUAACACGGGCACACAGAAGGUCAUGGUUGCUCAUGUCCCCGUCAACAAGUGGGGUCGCUCCGUCACGCAAGGCGCCGUCGAGAUUGCGGCGGUGCCCGGCACUGGAGCGCCCAUCAUGCUAGAUUAUCGCGAGACCGUUGGAGCGGGCUUGAACAGUGGCAUUCUCCCGACUGGCCGUCCGCUGGACCACGUCCAGGUAGAGGACAAGACGGUCUCAUUCACUAUUUGCGACGUUGCCAAUGUCUACAUCUUCGCCUACGCGGCCGACUUCGACGUGACCGGCCACGAGUCCGCAGCGGACUUGACAGGAAAUGCCCUGCUCUUGACCCGAGUCAGUGAACUUCGUGGCAAGGCCGCGCAGAUGGUGGGAAUGUGCCAAGACUGGACCAAGGUAGACGAGCAAUCUCCUUUUAUCCCGAUGGUCAUUCUGUUGGCCCCUCCUCCGCGGGACAAAAAGAGCCAUGUAUCCGGUCGACUGUUUCUCGACAAUAUGUGUCACGAGAGCAUGGCCGGAACUGGUUCCAUGGCAUUCGCAGCCUGUAGCCGAAUUAAAGGCUCCGUGGUCUUCCAGCAAGUCGGGGAGAAGCAGACCAGUGAGGGUUUUCUCCAUAUUGCUCAUCCUCUGGGCAUCAUGUCGGUUGCGGUCGAGACCGACAAUACGACGGUAUCGACAACCCCAUCGUUUAGAACCCUUUCCUUUGUCCGCACGGCGAGGCGGCUCAUGGAUGGUCAUGUUUACAUACCAAAGGUCCUGGACGGUCAACUUAACGGGUUUGCCAUGCAUAGCACUACUGUUACCAACGGGGUCACGACGAGAGAAAGCGAAACCUACGCUGGCCCCAGGGAAACGAUCACGGUGACGAGGAACUUGGCGAAUUUCAUCGCCAAUGUGGAUCCUCAAGUUCUGUCGGUGGACCUCAUGGAUCGGCUGAAGGAGUACCUGCUCGACUACUUGGGUGUCACCAUCGCGGCAGCGAACGACUGGGAGUCCACCGAGCCCAUCUACCAGGGGAUUGCGGCCCUCGGCGCUGCAGGCGGCUCAAACACCGUGGUCCUCAAGGGCCGAAAAUUUACGACGCAGAUGGCCGGUCUGCUCAAUGCGACUUUCGGCCAUUCGAUGGACUUUGAUGAUACGUACGCCGAGGGAAGCUUACAUGCCGGAACCACUGCUUUUUCUGCCGGACUAGCACAGGCAGAGUCACUGGGAAGUGCGCUGGUUGAUAGCAAACGGUUCUUGCUCGCGGUUCUGGUGGGAUACGAGAUCAUCUGUCGCCUUGGACGGGCAUUGGGGAACGAUGCGUAUUCCCGCGGAUUCCACAACACGGGAACCGCAGGCAUCUUCGGUGCUGUAGCCACUAUUGCCGUUCUGAAGCGGUUGUCGACCGACGCGAUCGAAAAUGCUUUUGGGCUGGCUGUUUCGAAGGCCGCGGGGUCCAUGCAAUAUCUGGAAAAUGGGAGCUGGAACAAACGUCUCCACCCAGGAUUUGCGGUCCAUGACGCCUUCGUUUGCGUUGCUCUCGCUGAGGCCGGGGUGGUCGGGGCAUCAAAGAGCAUCGAAGGCCAGUUUGGCUUCUUGCACGCGUUCAGUCCAAAAGUCGACCCCGACCUGGCGUCUCUCUGCGCCGGCCUCGGGGUCCGAUGGACGUGUCUCGAAACGGCCCUGAAGCCAUUCCCGGCCUGCCGGAUGACCCAUGGCUUGAUCGAGGUGGCCGGCCGCCUCGGCUCGUCGUGUCGCCAACGAGACGUCCAGGCCAUCAUGGUGUCCCUCAGCGCGGCGAAUCACAGCGUGGUCGGAACACGCGUCCCGAACAAGAUCCAUCCAGACAACGUCGUGGACGCCCAGUUCUCGGCAUACUUUCAAACCGCCCAUGCGUGGCUGUACGGGUCCAACACGGGCGUUCGAUGCUUUGAACGACUCCGGGAUCCGGCUGUCCACGAAUUAUCAGAGAAGAUCACCUGCACGGUUGACCCUGCCGUGACGGGGAUGGGUGCGAAGAUGCAGAUCUGGUAUGCCGACGGGAAGGAUCAACAGCUGGACAUCCCUUUUCCGCUCGGCGAACCGGAGCAUCCGCUCACCACUAACCAGGUCGAGGCCAAGUUCUUCGACCUUUUGAGCCCGGUUUUUGGAGAAGCGAGAGCAGCAGAGAUCAGGGAUGUGGUCCGUGGAUUGGAGAAACACUCCGUUGUGGAACUCUUGUCGUUAGUUUGUUGA
Messenger RNA from Penicillium riverlandense, 2628 nucleotides. RefSeq lists its product as uncharacterized. The record is from RefSeq and is a predicted model, not a curated record. Gene Ontology annotation, molecular function: lyase activity. NCBI's taxonomy places the organism in Eukaryota, Fungi, Ascomycota, Eurotiomycetes, Eurotiales, Aspergillaceae. The transcript has a single exon. The coding region runs from base 1 to 2628 and encodes 875 amino acids.